Messenger RNA from Cornus florida, 2329 nucleotides. Its product is annotated as FCS-Like Zinc finger 8. The record is from RefSeq and is a predicted model, not a curated record. NCBI's taxonomy places the organism in Eukaryota, Viridiplantae, Streptophyta, Magnoliopsida, Cornales, Cornaceae. The coding region runs from base 1061 to 2032 and encodes 323 amino acids. The transcript has 2 exons.
UUAUAUUUCCAUCAGGAUGACGAGAAGUGAUACAGAUAGAGCAAAAUUCCACGGAUAGCAGAGAGAGCAGUGUAGCCAGUAGAGAGAGAAAGAGAGGAGUUUCUGGCUAAAACCGCCAUGAAAAAACUGCCAUUUCAGGGCAGGUAAAAGAAGUAGUAGUGGUUCAGUUUCAUCAUAACCACUUAUUCCCAUGCACUCACUCACUCCAACUCUUUAAAAUCACCCAACAACCCCUCACUCUCUCUGCAUCGCCUUGGCGAUUUUUCAGGGGCUGAUGAAAAUAAACCCAAAUAAUUAAACAUUAUUACUAAAAAAAGGUUGGAUAGAUAGAUGUAGAGAGAGAAAGUAAGCAAUAGAUGCAGUGAUCCCAGUCUUUUUUCAGGUUCAGGUCCUUUUGAUUUAUGGGUUUUGUCUGCAUCUAAAGCCUUGAAUCUUUUUUAUUAGAAGAAACCAUUUUUAUUGAGAUAAUACUCUACUAGUGAACGACACAAACAAAGGGUAUAAAGCAAACAAAAAUGAAAAAAGGAAGAUAGUAGAAAAAAUUACAAAGCUUUUGUGUUUCUUUUGUUUGCAUGCGUUUGUGUAAGGUAUUGAUCAUGACUGCCAAGGUUCGUUUCUAUGUCGGUUCUGAGAGAUGAGCCAUUUUCUUCCUGAGAAACAAAGACCGAGAAAGUCGGGGAAAAAGUGAGAGCUUUUAUUUUCUUGUUUUUCUCAGUGUCUGAAAAUGGAGGUCACAGAGGUAUGGAAGAGAUAGAUAGCCUCUGAGAUAGAGAGAGAGAUAGAGAGAAUUCAUGGAGUCUGUUUGGUUUUCUGGUUCUUGGAUUUGUUAAAAAUGGCUUCUCUUCUUUUUCCAUCUUUCUCUGAUUUAAACCCCAAAAAUCCCGUCUUUUUCUUCUGAAUUUUGGAGUUUUUUUUUGUUCUUCUCUGUUCCAGUCCAUGGCGGUUUCUGGCUAAAAUCACAGAUCAUUUAAGAUAUGUAUAUAUAUGUGUGUGUGUUGUAGUUGAUUUUUCACAACAUAGAUUGGAACUUAUAAUUGUUUGAUUUGAACAGAGAAGAGUUAUGCUGAGGAAGAGAACUAGAACAACUAGUAAGCAAGCUCUAAUGGCUGAUUAUGGCUCAAUUCAAUCACCCACAGACAAAUAUAGAAAACCCACUUCAUCAAUCCUCAGUUCUCCAAGUUUGUUCACUAGUUUUGCCACAAAGGUUUUCACUGACACUGAAUCUCUGAUGAUGAGCCCAACUUCAAUACUUGAUAGCAAGCCAUUCUCUACUUUGAGAAACUCAUUUAGGUCUGACUCAAACACCACCACCAAAGCUCCCAAACCAGAAAGUAGAAGCCAUUUUGAUAAAUUGGAUUCGAGAAAGGUUGGUCUUGGCAUUGUUGAUGCUUUGAUCGAUGAAAUUUCAGAUUCAAAACCAUCCAAACCCGAAAGCCGAAUGGUCCUGUUUGGAUCCCAAUUGAAGAUUCAAAUCCCUCCUCUGCCUCCCUCUGUUCUUUCCCCUUCCGAGUCACCGAAAUCUCCGGCGGGUUUCGGUAGAAGGACAAGGAAUUCCCAGCCGUGUUCUUUCUCCCCGGCAUUAUCUUCCCCUGCAGCUAAGAAAUCACCGUUUGGAUCGGCGAAUUCCGGCCUAGAAAACCCGAAUUCACCACGGGUUUUCAGUGGGUGUCUCUCUGCUAGUGAGAUGGAACUUUCAGAGGAUUAUACUUGUGUGAUCUCUCGUGGUCCCAAUCCGAGGACUACUCAUAUAUUCGAUGAUUGUAUCAUUGAUAGCUUCUAUGGUGAUGUUGGGUCCUCUGCUGCUUCCAGGAAAGAAAAUGGGUUUCUGGCCGAUCGACGUCCGAUGAGCUAUCCAUCUGAGAGUUUUCUCAGUUUCUGUUACAAUUGCAAGAAGAAUCUUGGCCAUGGAAAAGACAUUUAUAUGUACAGGGGUGAGAAAGCUUUCUGCAGCAGUGAAUGCCGAUACAAAGAGAUGAUGAUGGAAGAGGGAAUGGAGAAAUUGGUGUCCGGUGUUCAUGGGACUUGUUCAUAGUACUUGUCUACAUCUAUCUCUUGCUUGUUAGGCUAAUAUCUAUAUCAUCAAUUUUAUACCUAUGGGUAUGGAGCAAUCAACAGAAGUGUAGAUACAUAAAUUCAAUCAAAACCAGAUUAUCCUGACAAAGAUGGUGCUUGUUUAUGUUGGAUAAUUUGAUAUGUUUUGUUGUUUCAUUUUAUGUUCUCUCUUGUUUUUACUAGCCUAAUGUUCCCAUUUGUAGAGGACUUGAAAGGGCUGAGAUAUUGGAGACUUUUAAUUUUGUUCAAAGUGAUAAAACUAGGUGGUUGCUUUUAA